Lytechinus pictus (painted urchin) is the source of this 4821-nucleotide messenger RNA. RefSeq names its product C-C chemokine receptor type 8-like. The transcript has 3 exons. Gene Ontology annotation, biological process: G protein-coupled receptor signaling pathway. Lineage: Eukaryota; Metazoa; Echinodermata; Echinoidea; Temnopleuroida; Toxopneustidae. The coding region runs from base 765 to 2063 and encodes 432 amino acids. Gene Ontology annotation, molecular function: G protein-coupled receptor activity. Gene Ontology annotation, cellular component: plasma membrane. The record is from RefSeq and is a predicted model, not a curated record.
GUUUAUACUUUGUGCUGAAAUCGGUGUAGUAAGCAUGGUGUAUACGAAGACGAGUCACAUAUCAUUUUCGACGAGCCCGCUGGUUAUCACCAACAUUGAUGGCGAGAGUGGAUGUUAAGUUCAAAUCUUAAUUGAAGGUGAUUAUAGGAGUAACCAUUUGUUCGUGGACCGUUUGAGAAUCAGACACGAUUGUUUAAUGGAUGCACGCUAUGCUAGGGACAAGGCUACCUGCAUGUUUUGUUGACAGUCAAUUAUUGCAAUUAGGGGGACGGUUGUUUACCCCCAUUUAAUUACAAUGAUAAUUGUGGAUGGGGUGACAUGGUUUCUCCCCGGGUUUCUCUUGGACGAUAUUUGGUUUCUCACAUCCCCCCGCCUCCCUCUCUCUCUCUCCCUCUCUCCUGUUAGUUAGGUGAUCUAGGUGUGUGAACAUGUUCCUGUAAACGCAUUACAUUUUGUAUGGGCUAUACAUCAGCGACUGCAAAUCGAUUUAUCCAUGAUGACAUUCACGGAAGAAAAGAAGUACUUCCACCAAAAUGGAUUCCGAUUGAUUGAAUCGCAAUUAGAAUCUUCUAACAGAGUUUAGAAUCAUGAUGGCAUCGGACAAAUAGAUUAGAAAUCAUCGUUCAUUUCCACGUUGUCGAAAGAGGGGAACAGCCUACCUUAAUUUAUGCAGUUAAGCAACUAAGGUAACUUCGUGGAAGGUCUAAAAACAAACACGCUUCUAUAGUUCCAUGGUAUUUUUUUCAUUCACGUCAUCGUAAGAAAUGUCAACGUCCGCGGCAACAACCAUGACGACGACAUCGAGCUUCGAAGAGAAUGCUACCUGCAUAGGAUUCUUGAAUAAUAUGAUCACUCCAGAAGACUGCGAUUUUUUAACGACAGCCUCGAUGGUAUUUAUCAUCCUAAGCAUCAUCCUUCUCAUCUGGGGUCUGUUAAACAACAUCAUUCUCCUGAUCAUCAUCUUCACAAAUGGACGAAAGAUGAGGACGAUCCCGAACAUGUUCAUCGGUAACAUGGCGUUUCUAGGUAUCCUUUACCUUGUCAUUGUUAGCGGUGGUAAUCUCCCGCUAUUCGCCCAAAUGGCAUUUCAAGUUAGGAUCACCAAGGAUUCAUCCAUUCCAACAGGUUUCUUCUUUGUUCAAAUGUUUGUUGCUACAUCAUCCUUCACAAUAUUAGUUAUCCUAGGACUUGAUAGAUAUCUUGCCAUAGUACAUCCUCUGCGAUCAAGACCGUAUCGAACCAAGAAGAGAGCUGUCAUUGCUAACUGCUUUGUCUGGAUUAUUGCAGGGAUAUGUAUGAUUCCAUUAUUUAUUGGUGGUGGAGGCAGUCAAGAUAUCUUCCAGGUACACAGCAACCCAAGUACCAGGAGAGCGAUGAUGGUCUUCAUGAUAUUUGCCUUCUUGCUUCCGCUUGUCUUAUUUUUCUUGAUGUACCUAGCCAUCUUGAAAGUGAUUUUGCAUAACCCAUUAAACAUGCAACUACAUGGAGAAGAGCAAACACGACGGUGGAAGCAACGAAUUCAAAUCUUCAAGUCAAUAUCCCGUGUUGUCUUAACUUUUACGGUGCAUUAUGGGUACGCGUUUGGUAUAUUUCUCUGGCUCAUAAAUGGCGGACACACCAAAGUCAGCACUCGUUUGAGCAAUGUCUUGUUUUAUUCUGCCUUGUUGGUAACCUAUCUCAAUACAUGCAUAAAUCCUCUGGUAUACGCGCUUACUCUGGAAUCAUUUCGUCCAUUCGUCUUCAAGCUGCUCUGUCCGAAUUUUUGUAAUCUGCGGAGACCACAGAAGGGCGCCCUCAAUACGACCCAACAGGGUGACAACCCAGGGAUGUCAGUGGCGCACAGGACGGGACAGGACAAUGGGAUCAGUAUCACUAUCGAUUUAGUAUCAGCUGGAUCCAAUAGUGAUAGAAACCAGGAUGACAAUGACAUUUCAUCGAAUGGAAUUAUAAACCAAGGGUAUCAGGAGUACAGCAGAUCAGAUGGAGAAAAUUCUUCAGAGAAUGGCUCUGCAUGUCUGACGGAGGGAGAAGUCAUUAUUGUUACACCCACGUCCCAUGAAUAAGGUGGCCCUACUGUCCACACUCACUCCUGUUUGUCUAGCUGAAUGAAAUUUGGCUAAAUGUAUAUGCAGCCCUAAAUAAUCUACAGUCAUUCAUUUUUUCUUCAAAAAUAUACACAACAAAAAAAGUAAGUCCACCCUAAAUCGAAUUGCUGUAACUUUUAAACAGAAUUAUUUUGAGAUAUGACAUUUCGUAGGUGGUUUUCUACACUCAUUAAGCAACUCCUGGUGAUCGGUUGAGUCAUGCAUGAGUAAUUAAAGAUUGAAUUAAAAAUGACAAUUUUUUAAAGUCACAAGAGUAUUUUUUCAGAUUGUGCAAAUACAAAGUUGGGCAAAAGUUGAUUUUAGGUGAAUUUUAUGGUGUUAUGCUGUUUUACUAUAUCCAUCAUUUAGCCACUCCACACACAAUUUUGAUAUCGUAUGUUUAUGGUUGAGUGAGCACAAUGUAUUGCAGGGACCGCGGAAGCGGGGGGGGGGGGGAAGGGGGGGGGGGUUUGACAGAUAUCCAUAGUUACAAAUUGUAUUUUUCCAAUAACGUAAAAAAGAGCUAAUCACAUUCCACAUGUUCAUUCAAGCGUGAAUGUUUAAUUAAACGCCUUUGAAUCAUUGAAGCAUGUUAAUUGGUCAUGAAAAUAACGAAAAAGUUGAGGAAAGAUCAUUUUCAGUUACAAAAAUGAAACAUUACAUGCCUAUAGGCUAUGAUAUUUAAAAAUCGUAUUUUUUUGUUUCAAUAAAUGUUCAUUGAACCGUGAAACGAUGAAUAUUGUUGAAAAUACUCUUCCCAAAAAUAUUUGUCAUCAUAUUCUAUCAUUUUUAUUGAUUUGAAAUGUGUAAAAAAAUCCAAUUAUAUAGCAAAUUCGGACUUGUGUUUAUUCAACCGUGAAAUUUAGCCAAAAAUGCUGUAUCGUCUUUUAGAAAGUACCUUUUACAAGCCUUCUGACUAUUUUUCAUGAUGAGAAUGUGGAAUUAGUUCCAAUAAAAUGGAAUCAAAGUAAUGAUAUUUGGCUUGUGACUUUUGAAAAGUGACAUUUUUGCCUUUUGACGGUGCUCACUGAAGCAUGACGUAAAAUACGUCCAUAACAUUUACUCAGAGGAUAGCAACUAAAAUUACCUACACGCUCAUGUAAAAAUAUAUUAAAAACUCGCAUUGGUUCGGAAAUUAUUUAUGUUUGUUUAGGGGGGACUUACUUUUUUUGUUGUGAAUAUAUACUUAAAAGACUCGUCGGUAUAUAUAGGCAUCGCAAGCGGGAUGCUCCCCCUUCCCCAAAUAUAUAAGAGUAAGGAACAAGAAGACUUUUGCAGAUUAUAUGGUAUAUUACUUUUAAAGAUACCUUUUUUCGCCACAGAAUAUAAGCCCCCAACCCGCAGAAACUGCUGCCGCUGCACCUGUCGGUUGGGCAUCCGUCGGAUACUGACUUCACUCCAUCAUUGUCCAUGUGCAGUUAUUCAUGAUUUACCAUUGUAUAUUAAACCGUGAUGCAUAUCUGUGGUUGUCUAUAUGGAAUUUCCAAUUUGUCUUCGUAUUUGUAUUAAUCCAACAUGUUAUGUGCAAAUUUCAUUCAGAAUUGUACCUACAUGGAAUUGGAUGCCUUGAACAAUAUUUAGUUGGUUUGAGUGUUUAAUUGAAAUAAAGUAUUGAUUGCGGUUUCAUCAUAGACAUGAUAAGGUUACUUUGGAGUAUCGGAAACAUUGUUUGAUUAACGUUGUGUUACACACUUUCAAGUAUCAAAUCUUCAAUUUUUUAAUAAAGCACCAUUUCGAAACAAACUGCAACCAAUAUUCAAAUACAAGGGAAAUGCUCUCAAGUCGAUUUCCUCAUAUUUUGGUUGUUUUUCUUUUUUCUUUCUUUUCCAUAUUCAAUGAGAACAAGAGAAAAAAACAAGGAAAAGUUAUUAUUGAAAAUAAUGGCAAUGUUUUAUUACUUCAAAUGUGGAGAACAUGAUGGAAGAUUCAUUGUAUUUUACAAGUAUGUAAAAAUAUUUAAAACGAUCACGAUGCCAUUAGUUAUUUUGCAAUCAAAUUCGGAUGAUGGAAAAUAGUUAAACCUCGUAUUUUUGUCAUAGGUACUUUAAAACAUAAUGAUGUACUUUAUUUCACACUGACAACUAUUUAGACGUCACGCAGGAAUAAGGCCUACUCUUAAAUGAUCAAAUGAUAAAUUGAAAGAUUUGACAUUUAAAAAUAUAUAUUGUCAAUGUGUAAACAGUAACACAUCUUGUGGAUGACUUAAUUAAACAGAAAUUCAUGUUCUCAUCAACUGUGGUAAAAGGUCAUGCAGACCAGAUGAUGUCGAGUCAAUUCUUCACAUCUGAAAUUAUAUCUUCGAUAACCUGACAUGAUUACAGUACCAAAGUAAACAGAGCUUGAAAUGAAGGAGAUCGUCAUUGUGAAAGCUCAGAUGGAAAUAUUUACCUUGCUCAUAUUUCUGAGACGAGUGUGUUUAGAAAAACACUUUCGUUCAGUUAGAUAUUCACCAUUUUAUCUACUUGUGUAGUGAAAAAGGGAGAACAUCUAAGCCAAUAUGAAAAAAAGAUACCCUCAUGAAUACCAUAUACUUUUGUAGGCCUACAUUGCAGUAUGAUAUGGUGAAGUAUGAAGAUACUGUGUACCUGGAAGAUAUCUUGACUGCCUCCACCACCAAUAAAAGUACGAAAACGGGAAUAUCAGGACAUGAAACCAAUAUUUACUGGGUAUAAACCUAUUGGAAUUACAAAGGUAAAUAAUUCCAGCACCAUGACUAUAAAAUUAUCUUCCUUUUUUU